UCUGGGGGGGAGCAAGCUGGUAACGGGGAGAGUAGGAGGGGUUGGUAACUAGGCCUGGGGGGUGGAAUCAGCAAACCCCACGGGAAGGGAGAUGGUUCCCUCUGGAAGCGAGAGCAGCAGGGACCCCCAAAGUGAAGAGGGAAUCUGGAUGGUGGUAGAGGGGACCCUGAGGCUGGAGGGGGGAAACCCCCGGGAAAGAGGAGAGGGACAGAACCAGGAAUCCUGAGGAGGGUUGGAGGGUGUGUGGGGGUCCUUCCCCAGGGAAGGAGAGGGGGUUAGGCUCCCGCAGAAGAGCAUGGGAGCGUGUGGGGUCGGAUUCCAGACAGGGAAGCACCUCCACUGCAAGGGGUGCUUAGCGGCCCCAGUGCUCCUGCACUGUGAGGGCUGCAGGCAGAAAGAGUUUAGGACAGAGUGAGCUGUUUAGCUCCAGUGAAGGCCAAACAUGGCAGUGACAGGCAUCUGUCCUGUUCACUUUGGGCAUCCGCCCCAUGCUGCUGCUUUCAAACAGCUGCACAAACAAGCUACGCAAUCAACCCCUGCCGAAUUCUGUGUUGGUGCUGGGUGCCAGGCAGCCGGACCAUGCUGUGUCCCACUUCGCUGCUCUGCAAUCCCCCGCUUUCCACAACAUUUAGCAGCGGGGAUGUUGCUGCAGUGAAUCUUUCUACUGCGCUUCUCUGAUACACACUCCAGUGCAAAUAUUUAUGCAGCAGCAAUUGGGAUGCAAACUGUAGGUGGGGUGUGUGCGUGCUGACUUUAGACCUCUGAGCUUUCAGUUGACCAUUAAGGGUGUUGGAGAUGUGAGGGGACUGGGCCCAUUCCCAGAGAGAUCUUGGCAGUUGGGGCCAGACUGUGGUAUCAGUUACUGAGCCUGACCAAUCAAAGUACAUUCAAUGAUGCAGCAUCCUUGUGGGUGUUUGCAGCUUGUGUUAAUGGCGGACUCCAGCUGCUCACACAGGCCGGUGGCUGAGCGUGGUGCUUCAGACAGAUAAGGUGACUGUACACCUGAAUUUAGCAUCUUAGCUGAAAUUGGGAGCACUAAGGUUCUCGAUCUAUCACUAGGACCACUAAGGGAGGCUGUGUGGAGACUGGCACUUACACGGCUGGCGCUCUUCCACGUCAGAGCCCUCACUGUGCCAGUUCUCUCUCGAUUCUCCCAGGGGAGGGGCAGGGAAAGCGGAGCCGCUUGAAAGGGGAACGGUUUGGUCUUCUUUAAAAGGCUUGUUUGGGGUUUUGUGUGGGUUGAAGAGGGUGGUGGGAAGUGUUGUGGAGAGGCCUCCUGGGGGUUAGAUGUAAUUGGGGUCCUCUCUAGGGGCUGUGUAAGCAGUUAGGAAACGGUUCCAGUCUUUACUGCAAUGUGAUAACAUCACUGGCGACGCCGAUGGAAAUAGCGUGAGAGCAACUGGCGGCUUACGGCAGACUGAACGGCUGACUGGGAAGGAGACGUGUGUUAGAGUGAGGCAAAGCUGGUUGUAAUCCCUGUCACAGGCACCUCAGAAGUGGUCAUGAUUGGGCAGGAAAGUGGGAUCUAGUGCUUAGAGCAGGAAGAAGCCGAGAAUCAGGAUUCCUGGGUUCCACCCCCCAGCUCUGGGAGGGGAAAGCGGCCUAGUGGUUAGAGCAGGAAGGGGCUGAGAGUUGGGAUUUCUGGGUUCUGUUACUGGCUCUGUCACUUCUUGACACAGAAAAAUCACUUCCCUUCUUUGCCUGAAUUUCCCCAUCUGUACAAUCAGCGGGGGAGGUAGUGGCUGGGCCUCAGUAACCAAUGUCUGGCCACACACUCAGGCCCUUGGCAGUAGGGCGCUGCAGGAGGGAGGGGAUUAGCUGUCCUGAACGGUUAUUGAUUUCAGUUGCUUCCCUUGGGGAUCCUACCCCGAACAGGAGCAGCAGGGAUGUCCCCUGUUCUGCCAGCACCUCGCAGUGUGUUCUCCAUGCAGCGUGCUGGAUCCUCUUCGGUUCAGGGUCCCAUCGUUGCUCUAGAUCCACUCCUGCAAAGCGUGUAGGGUUACGGGGGGGAUGUAACUGACAUUUCCUCUUUCAAAGCCAGCGGCUUCUCACCCCUCCUGGUGUUGUUGAAUUCCAGUCCCUGGAUCUGAACAAGCCCAUCGACAAGCGCAUCUACAAAGGCACGCAGCCCACCUGCCACGACUUCAACCAGUUCACGGCCGCCGCUGACAGCAUUUCGCUGCUGGUGGGCUUCUCCGCCGGCCAGGUCCAGUACCUGGAUCUCAUCAAGAAGGACACCAGCAAGUUGUUCAAUGAGGAGCGGCUCAUCGACAAGACGAAGGUGACCUACCUGAAGUGGAUCCCGGAGACGGAGAGCCUCUUCCUGGCCUCCCACGCCAGCGGGCACCUGUACCUGUACAACGUGGAGCACCCGUGCGGCUCUGCCUUGCCCCAGUACACGCUCCUCAAGCAGGGCGAGGGCUUUGCCGUCUACGCCUGCAAGGGCAAAAGCGCCCGCAACCCGCUGGUGAAGUGGGCGGUGGGCGAGGGGGCCCUCAACGAGUUCGCCUUCUCGCCCGACGGCCGCUACCUGGCCUGCGUCAGCCAGGACGGCUGCCUCCGCGUCUUCCACUUCGACUCCAUGCUGCUGCAGGGCAUGAUGAAGAGCUACUUCGGGGGGCUGCUGUGCGUCUGCUGGAGCCCCGACGGGCGCUACAUUGUCACCGGCGGCGAGGACGACCUGGUGACCGUCUGGUCCUUCGCCGAGGGCCGGGUCAUCGCCAGGGGGCACGGGCACAAGUCCUGGGUCAACGCGGUGGCCUUCGACCCCUACACCAGCAGCGUGGAGGAGGAGGAGCCGCCGGAGCUGAGCGGCAGCGACGACGAGCCCCAGGAGCCGGCCCACUUUGGCCGGGUGCGGACUAGCAGCACCUUGUCCCGCCUCUCCAAGCACAGCACCAAGAGCUCCCCCUCGGUGACCUACCGCUUCGGCUCGGCCGGGCAGGACACGCAGUUCUGCCUGUGGGACCUGACGGAGGACGUGCUGUACCCCCACCACCCGCUCUCCCGGGCCCGGACUCUCACCAACACCUUCAGCACCGGCAUCCCCUCCUCGGUGAGCGGCGGGAGCAACCUGGCUGGCGAGCCGGGGGGCAGCAGCGGCGGGGCCAUCCUGCCCCGCUCGCUCUCGCGCUCCAACAGCCUGCCCCACCCGGCCGUCACCGGCGCCGCCAAGAGCCAGGCGACGGACAGCGCCGUGCCCUUCAGCAUCGGCAAGUUCGCCACGCUCACCCUGCAGGAGCGCCGGGACAAGAGCGCCGAGAAGGAGCACAAGCGCUACCACAGCCUGGGCAACAUCAGCAAGAGCAACGACAAGCUCAACGGGGGGGCGCCCCGGAGCAAGCUGGACACCGCCAAGGUCCUGGGCACGGCCCUCUGCCCCCGCAUCAACGAGGUGCCCCUGCUGGAGCCCCUGGUCUGCAAGAAGAUCGCCCACGAGCGGCUGACGGUGCUGCUCUUCCUGGAGGACUGCAUCAUCACCGCCUGCCAGGAGGGGCUCAUCUGCACCUGGGCCAGGCCUGGGAAAGCCAACCUCACCUCUCAGAACGGCAGCUCGCCCAGCGGCACUGUGGUAUAACCCCGGGAGCGCCUGCCCCCCACGCGGUGCCAGCUUGGCCGCCUGGCACUGCCCAGACUCCGGGCCCUCGUUAUUUAACGCUAAUUGACGCUGCGUGGCCAGACGCUUCCCGUGGUGUUGAGCCGCUAACAGAGGUUUAAUAUAUAGAUCCCCGUCUACAGAGCACAGGCCCCUCCGCCGGCCCGGGCCACCCCCUCCCUUAACGUAUUAAUGGCCCCUGUUUAAAGCGUUGUGGGACUUCAGCCCUGGAGUGAUGGGAGCAGAGCCGGUCUCCCCAGAGCCCUCACUUUGCACAACAGCCUGGAGCGCAGGAGCUGCGAGCGGCCCAGGGAGUGCGGGGGGUGGGGCUUUCUGCUGCCUCAGUUUCCCCAGAACACUCUGGAGUGGCCAGAAGGACCCCUACAGGCCGGCACUACCUGCACUUCCUCUGCCAAGGGACACCCACCCUGGAGCAUACACAGUCCUGGAGACCUGGCACCCUGCCCCCACAUGGCCACAAGCUACCGCCGGUGUCCCCGGCACCACCUGCUGCUGUCCCAGAUCCCUUGCGGGCAGGCCGGGCUUCGUCCUGAGCCAGCGUUCGCUCUGGUGGCCGAGCUGAGGGGAGCCUGCCUGCCUGCCUGCCUGUCCUCACCCCGCAGGGCCUCUGCGCCUGCUACUGAUCCCCGGGCCCAGAGGCAGCAGGGCUGAGUGGAAAGGUGCCCAGAGGGCAGCAGGUUGGCAAAUCCCUCCUCUUCCUCCCCUCCGUGAGCAACCCCCAAAGAGCUGGAGAAACUCCCAGGCUGCAGUGCCAACACCCUGUGUUGUACCUGCUCUGGGCAUCUGCCCUGUGCCUGGGCAGAGAGGGGAGCUGCCACGCAGCUUGGCUCUCGCUGGGCUCCCUGGAGCUGGGGGUGCUCACGGCGCUGCCUGGCUGCCGGCCCCUUCUUCCUGCAGCUGGCCCCAGCGCCGACCCCUCCCAAUUCUAAAGCCUUGGCCGCGAGCUCCAGCUGGGGGUGCCUGUGUGCUGUGCUGAGUCCCUCUCCCUGGGAGCGGCCCCCCUGGGCUCACGUUGGGGGGGGCCUUGGUCCCAGCUGCCUGAGCGACAGCCGCUGCCUCCACCGCUGUGGGAAGGCUGGCAGGAGGUGCGCCUUUCGCUGGGCUGGGCCUGGGGAACUCCCCACCACUGGAGCAGGCGUCCCCCUCCCCCCGGGAGCUGAGCCAAACACCCCGUGAAUCCCUGCGGCUUGGCCUGGCCCCUGCUCGGCGUACACCCAGCGUGGGCCCUGGGCGAGCCCGGUCAGCACAAAGAACAGUAUUAGCCGUGGUGUCCCCCCAUGGCCACUCACCUGUGCCCUCUAGCCCCCUCCCCCACAGGCACCCUGGGGCCCCUGCCCCCUGGACUCCCCCAGGUGGGGGCAGGGCCCACAGGGAGGGGGGACCCCUCUGCCGUCUGUUCCCCUUGUGGCCGAAUGUCUAAGUUAUGGAGCUGCGGUUCUGCAAGUUUAUUUAUACUAAAGAAACGAUUUUCAGA
This is a messenger RNA of Mauremys reevesii (Reeves's turtle), 5090 nucleotides long. It is a transcript of the gene DMWD, whose product is annotated as DM1 locus, WD repeat containing. NCBI's taxonomy places the organism in Eukaryota, Metazoa, Chordata, Testudines, Geoemydidae. Gene Ontology annotation, molecular function: protein binding. The record is from RefSeq and is a predicted model, not a curated record.